AGUAAAGUGCACUGCAUUGUGUUAAGCCAUCUCCUGUCAGCAGUAAUGACUUCAGACUGCUGGCUGUUUGCCUGCUUCCAUGUCUGCCUGCCUGCUGACAGCAGGCUGACAGGCAGACCCGUUAGUAAGAUAAGGACUUGCUGUGGCUCUUUAAAAGGCGUGGUGACCACGGGAUGGACUACAGAAUGGUAUGUAGCUGGCAAGCCAAUAUACAACAUCCUGGAGAGGAGGUUUGAUCUGAGGUUGGAUUUGGAUCCAGGGAGAAUCGAAAAAACCACUAGACAGUUUGAAAAUGGCCACAGAUGAGCUCACGUCCAAACUCAGCCGUCGGCUGCAGAUAGAAGACGGAACCGAGGAGCCUGUUGCUGUUGACGUCCCCGGACAGCAGAACGGGUCGGAGGACAAAGCGAGUACGGCCAACGCAGACUCGGAGUUGGGGGCCAAGCUACUGCGGCGAGGAGAGCUGAACGAGGGGCAGGGAGAGCACGUCCAGCCCAGCAUGAAGGUCUUCAACCCUUACACCGAGUUCAAAGAGUUCUCCCGGAAACAAAUCAAAGACAUGGAGAAGAUGUUCAAAACGUAUGAUGCUGGGAAAGACAACUACAUUGUAAUGGAGCUGAAACUGAUGAUGGAGAAACUUGGAGCUCCACAGACACACAUUGGCUUGAAGAAUAUGAUCAGAGAGGUGGAUGAAGACCUAGACAACAAGCUCAGCUUCAGAGAGUUCCUGCUGAUCUUCAGGAAAUCGGCAGCAGGAGAGCUUGCAGAGGAUAGUGGUCUUAGUGUCCUUGCACGUCUAGAAAUUGAUGUCUCCACAGAAGGGGUCAAAGGAGCCAAGACGUUCUUUGAGCUAAGAAUUGCUGCAUUGCCAUCAAUGAGUCCAACGGUUGAGGCAGAGAUCCGCCAAGAGCAGGAGGAGAAGAAGAAGCAGGUUGAAGAGCAGAAACAAAAAGCUGCUUUCAAAGAACUGCAGUCAGCUUUCAAGUAACUGCUACUGAGGACCCUUGACUGUGUGCUGUACUAAUGCUGUCUACGAAUCAGUGUAUAUGUCAGAUCUACUUUAAGUGCCGUCCACUGAGGUCAGACAAGCAGAGCAAUCUGAGCUACAUGAAUGAAUGAUUCUUAUUACUUCUGUCAUCCAUCCCUGUGAGCAUUGUCAUACGUUAUGUCCUGGAACUCAACAAUGAAGUCAAGCCAAUUUAUUUAAAUAGUCUACGUCCCAAAUUUGCCUCAGAGGCAUUGCAGUCUUCACAGCUUAUUACUCCUCUACCCUUACUUGCGCAAAUCAGAAAUGGAAAAACUCCACAAAGAAAUCGCUUUUAUAAGAAAAAAUGGACCAAACCUCAGGGUGAGAAACAGGAGGGCUCCUUCUUCCAGGAUCAACAGACUUGCAUUGUAUGGCAAGUGUACAGAAUAGAACAAAAUUGUAAAGCUACUGGACCACAGAUAAUCAAGAUUAUAAGGUUAAAAAGAUAGUAAGUAAAACGGUUUCACUCCUGAUAGAAGGACUCUGUGUAUGGUUCGCUCAUUCGUUUUCCGUUUCAAAAUAAAAUGAGAAAAAACAAAUAAUCGGUUUGUUUUUUGUUUCUCAAAAUCAGCAGCUGACACAUGACUGCGUCUUAAAUUGUUCUCCAUGCAGAACCUCCUGACAAUAUAAUAUAUUAUAAUAUAAUAUUAUCUCUUUAAUAUAGAGCAAUGUGAACUCCAUGAAUUCUGCGUAGGUUUUGUCACUCUCAAAGAGAAUAAAAUUGGAAAAGCGCUCUAUUAAAGCCAUUCCAGAUGUGUUCACGAUCCAGACCAGCUCUUAACAGUUCUUCCCCAGCGACUUCCGGUGUUGCAACAAACUAAAACAACAGCCAUAUUUUGUAUUUCGGGUUAAAAAGCUAGAGCAAAAAUCCAACACCGUCGUUUUUCCAUUAGUUAAAUAGUAAGUUCUACAUUAGGUUUUUAAAAACUGAAAAACAAAAAAAA
Molecule: messenger RNA, 1971 nt
Organism: Acanthochromis polyacanthus (spiny chromis)
Lineage: Eukaryota; Metazoa; Chordata; Actinopteri; Pomacentridae
Gene: efhd2
Product: EF-hand domain family, member D2
Molecular function (GO): calcium ion binding
Source: RefSeq, a predicted model, not a curated record